AACGCUUAAGGUUGCUUGCCCUGAAUUUGUCCUUCUUCCUAGUCGUAAGCUCCCAUGGCCGCGGCAUCUUUUCCGGACUCGAGCUGUUUCUUGGACCGGCACCUCCCUUUGGAUCAGGACUUCGUCAAACCACCUCAGCAACAUCGGACCCCAGAAACGCUGAAUGGAGACGCAAACAGACGAUGCGGCGGCUCAAUUGGAGGUCGUGCUGGAUGCCAAGCCUAGAAGGGACAAAGUCAUGAUUGCGCUGCUCGGGGUGACAGGCGCGGGCAAAUCCACAUUCAUAAACACAGCAACGGGUCAAGACGUUGUGAAGACAAGCUCCGGUUCCAAACCCUGCACGCAGGACCCAAAAGCAAUCGAAUUUCGACUUGACGACCGCACCGUCGUCCUCAUCGACACGCCUGGUUUUGACGAUAGCAAAAGAUCCGACGUGCGUAUCCUUGAGGAUAUCGCCACCUGGAUGGCAAAAGGAGGAUUCUUGAAAGAGCGGAUGCUUGACGGUUUGAUCUUUCUGCACCCCAUUACACUCGCCAGGGCGGGCGGUUCUGAGCUGAAUCGAACCAAACUCCUCGAGAAGAUCCUUGGGCCGGAUGUCUACAACCGCGUUCUGAUAGCCACGACGAUGUGGGAUUAUGUCGCUUCGGAGGAUUUGGUCAACGAGCGCUUGGAGACUCGGUUCGCCCCAGGAGGUGUUUCGCACGAGCUGAAGAAGCAGGGGGCAUCGUAUGUGAGACAUGAAAACACUCAAAAGUCAGCUCAUGAUAUUAUCCGCUGUAUCAUCGACAUUACCGACAAGUUUGGAAAGCCAAAGACUCUGUUGGAAGACGAACUCCCUAAGCAACAAGGACGUGUCGUUCACACCACAGCUGGCAAAACACUUGAGGCCAGAUUACAAGACGAAAUUAAGGUACUCCAGAAGCAAAUCUUGAAACAUCUGGACAAACGACCCCCAGGUUCAUACAAGAACGACGGUGAUCGAGAACACAGAAAGGAGUGGAAGCAUUGGAACAGAGAUCAGCAGGAUCUGAAGAAGCAGCUCUUUGAGAAGGAGCAGGAGCUAAAGAAACUGCAAAACAUCGUCUGACGAUCCGUUGUUGAAGCAGGGGAGUUUGUAUUCUCAUUCUUGUUCUGCUAUGUAGGGAUAAUAAGGCUAGUAGUGUAGGAGGCACCAGCCUUAGAGGCCAUUUAACCUAUUUUGACCGUAUUAUUGGUCCCAUUCGCAGUAUGUAGCCAACGUAG
Canariomyces notabilis is the source of this 1242-nucleotide messenger RNA. RefSeq names its product P-loop containing nucleoside triphosphate hydrolase protein. The transcript is spliced from 3 exons. Lineage: Eukaryota; Fungi; Ascomycota; Sordariomycetes; Sordariales; Chaetomiaceae. Gene Ontology annotation, molecular function: GTP binding. The coding region runs from base 164 to 1087 and encodes 307 amino acids. The record is from RefSeq and is a predicted model, not a curated record.